Molecule: messenger RNA, 4728 nt
Organism: Cyprinus carpio (common carp)
Lineage: Eukaryota; Metazoa; Chordata; Actinopteri; Cypriniformes; Cyprinidae
Gene: pecam1a
Product: platelet and endothelial cell adhesion molecule 1a
Biological process (GO): cell surface receptor signaling pathway
Molecular function (GO): transmembrane signaling receptor activity
Source: RefSeq, a predicted model, not a curated record
GAAAGGCGGUUCCAUGUGUUAAGUGCAAGCAUUCUGCCCUUCUCUUCAUCCUCCAGCACCCGCGUGUGCGUCCUUUACAUUCAUGAACACUCACCUGUGAGGAUGAGCAUGUGUCUUCUCUGGCUCGGCCUGCUCCACAUCAGCCUGAGCGCACUGUGGCAAGCAGCCGACAUACAUGCAGCAGUGACCAUUGAUCAUGUGACGCUGACAGUGCUUCCUGCUAAUAAUGUGGAGAGUGGCACUGAUGUGAUCCUACGUUGUGAGGCCAGUGUCAGUCAGAGCCUCUCCCAGACGUUGACAUACUUCUUCAGACUCCUGCAGAACGAUCAGGUGAUUUACACCAAAAAUAUCAGCACCUCAGUGAUGGAGCACAGUUUAUCUUCUGCCAGGGUGUCCAACUCUGGUCACUACCAGUGCAGUGUCCACAUCUAUGACAAGCACAAGAUGAGCAACAGCCUGUCAUUAAGCGUCACAGGUCUUCAGACCCCUAUGCUGAAGGUGAAGUCUGACAUCGUGUCUGAGGGGGAAGACAUUACUGCCACGUGCAGUGCACCAGAGGAGACGGGCAAUAUGAUUUUCUACUUCUUCGAGAAUGAUCUGGAGGUCAAGAGAGUCACUAGUAACAGCAACUCCGUGAAGACCAUUCUGACCACGCAGAAGCGCACAGAAAUCUACCUGCAAUGUGCCUAUAUGGUUAUGAUGCACCCUAAUGCUGGCUUCUCCAACAAAAGCAACAAGGUGAAAGUUAUUGUACGAGAUCUUGAUGUAAUCACCCCACAGAUAAGCAUCUCACCCAAAGGGAAUGUUGUUGAGGGUGACAUGGUGCAGAUCACAUGUAAGGUGAACUAUCCCUCAGAUCUUGAGUUGUACCUCACUAAAAACAACACCGUUCUUCAUGAAUCUCAUACAACCUUCAGAAAGAGCCUCGUAGUAAGAGCUGAGGACUCAGGGGAGUAUGUGUGUAAAGCAGAGAAAGGCAGCGUGCAAAAGAUGGCAGUCUCUCCGCUACAUGUUGCAGAACUGUUCUCUAAGCCGAUUUUGAGAAUGAGCCCAGACGAGGUUUUUGAAGGCGAACGCUUCACUCUGACCUGCAGCAGCAAUGUAAUCUCCUCAGUGAAGAUCGGAAAAGCAGACAUAAAGUAUGUUUUGCUGAAAGAUGGUCAACGCAUUUCAGCAGUUGCAAAAUACGAAGACACUGCAAGCCCCGCCACCAAUGGAAAAUACUACUGCAUGGCAACGGCAAAAAAAGUUUACAAGACCAGCUCAUUACAUGAUGUAAAAGCUAAAGUGCCAGUUUCUGCCCCAGUCGUUUAUGCUGUUGAUGAGGUGAUUGUUGGUAAGACGUUCAGGAUUUCAUGUGAGGCUGAAAAUGGAACGCUUCCAAUAACCUACACCUUACUGAAGACCCGCAUUCCAGUGGCUCACAGGAGAGUGGUUGAAGCAGCCGACAGGGCGAUCUUUAACAUAACCUCCAUCAGUUUUCCAGAAGACAUCAACACCUUCACAUGUCAGGCUUAUAACGGUGGGUCAUCGUUCAGUAAGACCAGUGAGCCUCUUAGAGCACCUGUCAUAGUACCCGUUUCCAGGCCAGUGCUGGAGCCAAAGGAGCUUACCGUCACAGAGGGAUCAGACCUUCCCCUUAUCUGCCGUGUACAUCAGGGCACUUAUCCCAUCACCUUCACCUGGUAUCAUAACAGAGUUAUGCUCCUUUCCUCCAUCCAAAAGCUCAGAUCCUUAGAAGGAAGACAUGUCAUCAAAGACAUCGACCGAGACCAGAGAGGCGACUACUACUGUGAGGCGUCUAAUUACGCCUCUGAACCCAAAAAGAGUUAUCCAGCCAGAAUUGGUGUCAGUUUAGCACAGUGGAAGAAAGCUGUUAUUGGAGUGUUCUGUAUCUUGCUUUUGGUGGCUAUCGUCAUAGUCCUGACAGUCUUUUUUAAGAACAUGUCCCAUCAACGCAGACAAAAGCAAGAAGCUGAGUUAUCAGUAAAACCUUCAAGGCCCAAAUCAGGUGACCCAAUGAGAAUUAGCCUUACUCUCGACAUUGAAGACAACACCACCCUCAACGGAACUCCCUGUGUGAUGGGCAGGAAUGUCUGGAGUGAAAAUGUAUCUGGCUCAGAUUCUGACGAUCAUACUGAUGAAGAAUCUGAGCUGGUUCAGCCACAGGAAGUGGAUCCCAGCAGAGAAGUUCCUGAGAUGAAAAGCAUAGAGCCUGAGUACAGUGUCCAACACACAGAGAUCCAGGUGUCCACACCAGGAGUUUCGGAACAGGCUGACGGCCAGGCAGCUCUGGAAUAUGCACAACUCAACAACAGUGAACAAGAACCUGCAUAGACUCUCAACACUUAACUCUUAAUUUAUUCAGUUUCUCCACCACCAGAAGCUGAUUUUUAUUCAUGAUGUGCUGACAUUGAACAUUUUGCUUUGUUGGUAUUAUUGACAUUACUUUAUGGCUUAGGGUUUUUUUUUUUUUUUUUUUUUUUCAAGUGAAUAAAAUUUUGUUUUGAUGUUUAUAUAUGAGAGAUUAAAAUCUGAGCAGUCAAAUCAAGCCUUUGGCUGGUUUUCUUUGCUUUUCCGCUUUGGUGUGUUUUUUAAAUUAUUAUUAUUAAUAAUUUUUUUUGUUUGUUUGUUUUUUUUUUUUAUGAGGAACAGAAAAUACAUUUUUGCUUCAAGCACAUGAAGAAGCCACUAAACCACUGGAAAGAGGAAAUCUUUUAAAGUGCAGCCAUUCAAAAGUGUCCUUUUAAAUACUGAGGAUCAAAAGCCACUGCAAACUUUUUAAAUAGCAGUUGAAAAUGACUUGGACCCUAGAAAAAGUUGUUAUAACUAGAUUGCAAGAAUACGUAGGUCUUAUUAAAAUUGUUUGUUUUUUUUUGUUUUUUUUUAACUCACCCAGGUUUUCAUUCUCACCAUUGACUGAUUACUGUUGUGAACAAUCUGAGACUAAAAAAUAAAUGCAGUCAUUGAAUCUAUGUGACAUUUAUUAUGGUAUACCACAGGGUUCUAUUUUAGGACCUCUACUAUUAUUGUUUUAUUAUAAAAGUUACCUUUAGGAUUUGUAUUUAGGCAACACAAUGUAAGAUGUGCUAGACCUCUCAUAGUUCCAUCAUGCAACAUCAGAUUUGCAGAUUCUACAAGCAGAACGUUAAACAAUGGAAGGUUUACUUAUUUUCAUUUAACAUAUUCUAAAACUAAGUCACUUUUUGUGACCGAGGACAAAAGUGAACUUGUUUUACAGACCAUCUCUAAAUGUCACAUAAAAUACUGCAUUGCUCGUGACACUUCUAGUGUCCUUGGAUGGUGCGAGGCUGCUUUAAAUCUCCAAUGUGAUACUCAGGAGCUUAUCAGCAUGACUCCCCAUUAAUCAUAUGACAUCAUGGGUUGUCAGUAGCAAUGGCCACCCAUUGUGGUUACCCUAAAUGAAACAAGGGAGUCCCAUAAUUGGGUGCCACUUUAGCAACUGUAGUUGAAUAGACCUUUGGGGGUGCCACAGUAACUCCAGGGGCUUUAUGAAGGAAACCAGGCUUUGCAGAAGCUGUAUGCGGUGUGUACACUGAGCUUUUCACCACUCUUAGACAUGCACUUAUUUUAGGGAGGGGGAACGUCAUGUACCUCUGUUUUACUGCCAUAAAGUGUCCCUCUCUUGCUCUCCCUCGGUCAUCACAUGAGCCCUGACUCGAUGUCGUGCAGAAUUCCAGACCUGCAGUUAGCUGCAAUGCUAAAAUUGGCAUGCUGACCCCUGUGAAAUGUAUUCUGGGAAUAUGUUGUCUUUCACUUUGCCUUAUGGGGCCAGUACAGAAUGCUACUUUAUGAAUAUCUUGCACUUGUGACAAGAAGCUCCUCUUUCCUGAAUACACACCAUUCAGCACGGUAACGCAAUAUUAAAUCUAAAUGGAAAUAAACGGAAUGAAAAAAAAAAAGAUUAAAAAAAUAUGUCUUAUAAGAUAAGGUUAAAGGUAAUGGUUGUGUAAUCUAGUUAGUGAGAAAUUUGUAUGGUAAGGAGACUGACUUAUGCAACUGUUUACUGUUUACAAGCUUGUCAAAUCUUUUUCUCAGACUCUGGUACAACUCACAUUAUAUAACCCAAAAUUAAACAGAUUUUGCUAAAAUUUUAAUAUAAUAAUAAAUAUGAAAGUAACAGAAAACGAUAGGCAUAUGUAUAAUUACAAUUUGCAUGCAAAUAAGUGAAAGCGAAUGUAACAAGCUCCUAGUUUGCCAACAUAUUUAGAGUGACACUAUCAGUUAAUAUCCUCAUAAUAUUCUGUCAGCAAGACACGGGUCAUCUCUGUCUCUCAUCUUUAGAUAAACUUCCACUUUCCUCGAAAAGUUCCCAAUGGGAUGACCCAAUGAGAGAACAGGAAGGAGCCUGGAAUAGGCCAUCAUCCAUCUGAAGAUGAUAUCUGUGUUAUGCAAUGAGCUCAUGUGGGUAGUUCACUCCUUACUAACCUUCACCCAGCCUUAAGAUCAAAUUCAUUUUCCAAAUGGAUGAAAUGAAUAGUUAUAGUUGAAACUAGAACUCAAUGUACAACGGCUGUUUACAUCCACAGAUGUUUAUAUAAUGUUUAUACCCUAAACUCUAUAAGCUGAUCCAAAUGAAUACAUGGCCAUUGCAUGUAUUUUGAACAAAAUGUAUGUGCUUAUGAAGAGCAUCAUUACCUUUAAUGACAAGACUUGACAAUUCUGUCAUUAUUGCAUUUCUAACAUUAAAAAUUAUGACAAGAAAAC